ACUACGGGCAGAUAUUUGCAUCCCCCGCAACAUCUCAUGGAUUAUUAUAAAAAGCGCAGGAUCGAUCACCCUCUAUCAUCUAUCGAUUUGACCUGCUUUGUAAAGCACUCUCACGCCUCUAUUAAUGGAACAAAUGCUACCUUCGCUGACUUUUGGACUGGAUUUUCCAUCCUCGCUCGACAUCAACUCGAUAGAUCCAAUUGUUUAUUUCCCUCCAAUCUCUCUUUCUUCGCUGAAAUUUCAGUCAGUCAGCAUGUCGACCGCAAACCUUGA
This is a messenger RNA of Rasamsonia emersonii CBS 393.64, 273 nucleotides long. RefSeq lists its product as uncharacterized. NCBI's taxonomy places the organism in Eukaryota, Fungi, Ascomycota, Eurotiomycetes, Eurotiales, Trichocomaceae. The annotation marks the transcript as partial. The record is from RefSeq and is a predicted model, not a curated record. The transcript has a single exon.